Molecule: messenger RNA, 734 nt
Organism: Anopheles stephensi (Asian malaria mosquito)
Lineage: Eukaryota; Metazoa; Arthropoda; Insecta; Diptera; Culicidae
Gene: PDCD-5
Product: programmed cell death protein 5
Exons: 2
Coding region: 138-527 (129 amino acids)
Cellular component (GO): cytosol; nucleus
Molecular function (GO): DNA binding
Source: RefSeq, a predicted model, not a curated record
ACCGGUGGAGUAAAAAAAAAACAUUGAGAAGAACAGUUUUGUUUUCGCACCCAAUAUAACCAACUCUGUCUGCUGUAUGAUAGUGUGAUAUUAAAGUUACUUUUCCGGGAGUGAAAUUACAGACAUAAAAAAACACGAUGGACGAUCCGGAACUUGAUGCGAUCCGUCAGCAACGGCUGCAGCAAAUGCAGGGCUCUAAUCCGGAGCAACAGAAAGCUAUGCAGGAGCAGCGGCAGGCGCAGGAGGAGAUGAAGAAUUCCAUGCUGUCCCAGCUGCUCGAUCAGGAUGCACGUGCGCGGCUGAACACACUGAAGCUAAGCAAACCGGAAAAAGCGCAAAUGGUGGAGGGUAUGAUCAUCCGGAUGGCACAGAUGCGCCAGAUCGGCGAUAAGCUAGACGAUGCAAGCCUCGUGAAGUUACUCGAAAGCCUCAACCAGCAGAUGCCUCGGAGCAACUCAACGGUUAAGUUUGACCGGCGACGGGCUGCACUGGAUUCGGACGAUGAUGAUGAUGAUUAUGGUAUUUAAGCUUGCUUGUCUGUGUUGUGAUUCUGUGCAACGUUUUCUGUCCGUCGCUUAGCUGCCAGCUCCUCAAAUAACACGUAAAAGCCUUGGAAAAAGGUAUAACAGCCCCGGAAGCAAAGGCCACCACGGCUUGUCAUCACGCACCUCAAUAAAACGCAAUAACCACAACCGAUCUCUGCAUCGGCGCAGGAUGUUUUGGGUAAAAAUUAA